Molecule: messenger RNA, 1660 nt
Organism: Aspergillus japonicus CBS 114.51
Lineage: Eukaryota; Fungi; Ascomycota; Eurotiomycetes; Eurotiales; Aspergillaceae
Gene: nbp35
Product: Fe-S cluster-binding ATPase
Exons: 2
Coding region: 464-1495 (343 amino acids)
Biological process (GO): iron-sulfur cluster assembly
Cellular component (GO): cytosol
Molecular function (GO): ATP binding; 4 iron, 4 sulfur cluster binding; ATP-dependent FeS chaperone activity
Source: RefSeq, a predicted model, not a curated record
ACGGCGAUGACCUGACCUCCUAAAAGAUUUGUGUGACACCGUACGGAGUAGUCAUGGCUCCAUGCUGCAGCCAGCGAAGAUUUAUCCCAACCACGUCUUGAAUCAUAGGACAUGACCUACCACCAAUUUAUACCACUGAAGAGAUGCGUACAUAUUGAUUUAUGCACAGAUAGACUCAUACAAGAACGUUAGAUGUGCCUUCUCGUAUCAAUCUUAUCACUGCAUCCAGUCCGACACCGCUGAGAUCUGAAGGCGGCAGCAGCCCCGCACCAAUCGCCACGGGAAGGUUUGUCAUCCCUCCGAUAAGUACUGAUUAUCAAGCAACUUCCCGCAGUCAUCGAUCCCCGCCACUUUUCCUUCAGCAACACUUCUUGCUGUCAAUCAAUACCCUGUUUGAUUCUUCCUGAUCACUUUUCAUUAUUCAAAUAAAGAAGAAGAGGAUAAUUGGAGAACAACCAUCAGAAUGGCACCUUCUCUCGAGGAGCCGACAACGGCUUACUUCGAAGCGCCUUCCAAGAUGGCACCGAAUCUUGUCGCUCCCGAGCCAGAGCACUGCCCUGGUCCUGAAUCCGAACAAGCUGGUCAAGGCGAUGCUUGUGCUGGCUGUCCGAAUCAACAGAUCUGCGCCUCCGCUCCCAAGGGCCCCGAUCCCGACAUUCCCAUUAUCACCGAACGGCUAUCGCAAAUACGGCAUAAGAUUCUCGUAUUGUCCGGUAAAGGUGGCGUGGGUAAAUCAACAUUUACCUCCCUACUCGCUCACGCGUUUGCUGCGAACCCCGAUUCGACUGUGGGCAUCAUGGACACAGACAUUUGCGGGCCGUCCAUCCCCAAAAUGAUGGGCGUCGAGGCGGAGACCAUCCAUGUGAGCAACGCAGGCUGGAGCCCCGUGUGGGUCACGGAUAAUCUGGCCGCGAUGAGUGUACAGUUCAUGCUGCCCAACCGGGACGAUGCGGUAAUCUGGAGAGGGCCUAAGAAGAAUGGACUCAUCAAGCAGUUCUUGAAAGAUGUAGACUGGGGAGAGAUGGACUACUUGAUCAUCGAUACGCCUCCCGGAACAUCAGAUGAGCACUUGUCCGUCAACUCGCUGUUGAAAGACUCUGGUGUCGACGGUGCGGUGGUGGUCACUACCCCCCAGGAGGUCUCUUUGUUGGACGUGCGGAAGGAAAUCGACUUCUGUCGCAAGGCUGGAAUUCGCAUUCUGGGGUUGGUCGAGAACAUGUCGGGCUUCGUUUGUGGAAAUUGCAACACAAAAUCGCAAAUCUUCCGAGCUACCACUGGGGGCGGAAAACGUCUUGCCAAGAAGAUGGGUAUCCCUUUCCUGGGCGCUGUACCGCUCGACCCUCGAGUAGGCAUGGCGUGCGACUACGGCGAGAGCUUUGUGGAUAAUUUCCCGGACAGCCCAGCUUCAAAGGCAAUCAAGCAGGUUGUGCGUUCGGUCGCGCAGUUUAUUGGGGAGGAGCCGGACGAUGUCCUGCCGGAGGACACGGUCGAAUAAAAGUACUGUCUCUUUUCUUUCAUGUCUAUCAGCGCGGUGCAUUUGGGACAGCAUGUAAGGGGAUUCACAUGAUUUGAUAUCAUUCUUGGGCGUUUGGGCAUAGAUGCAGUUAUUCUUGAUACCAGAUUAUUUCGAAGGCACCUUGAUCACUUGUUUACGAACAAA